Prunus armeniaca (apricot) is the source of this 1029-nucleotide messenger RNA. Lineage: Eukaryota; Viridiplantae; Streptophyta; Magnoliopsida; Rosales; Rosaceae. The record is from the annotation of a GenBank genome assembly.
AUGGCGGUGGACCUGAUGAACUUUCCGAAGAUGGAAGAUCAGAAGGCUAUACAGGAAGCUGCAUCGCAAGGCUUGAAAAGCAUGGAGCACCUGAUCCGCUUUCUAUCGCACCAGCAGCAAACUAACCAGUCGUCUCGCUUGGACUGUACGGACAUCACCGACCACACCGUCUCCAAGUUCAAAAAGGUCAUUUCGCUCCUGAACCGGACCGGCCACGCCCGGUUCAGACGCGGACCUGUUCAACCGGAUCAACCGGUUCAGUUUUCCUCUUCUUCUUCUCAUCCCUCGUAUUCACAAACAUUGAGCUUGGCUCCGGCUCUGAAUCCGAGGCCCUCUCCUGCGCCGUCUCCGGUCACUACACUACCGAUCGUCCCGCCGGCUCCGAUCGAGUCGAGCUAUGUCCAAUCUCAGCCGCACAGCGUGACGCUAGACUUCACGAGGCCUAAUGUCUUCGCAUCAAAUCCUAAGAGCACGGAGAUCGAGUUCGCGAAGGAGAGCUUCAGCGUCUCAUCGAGCUCGUCGUUUAUGUCGUCGGCGAUCACCGGAGACGGCAGCGUUUCGAACGGCAAACAAGGAUCGUCGAUCUUCCUGGCACCCGCACCGGCCGUCUCCGGCGCAAAGCCUCCGCUCUCUACGGCGCCGUUUAAGAAGAGGUGCCACGAGCACGACCACCACUCCGACGACGCGUCGUGCAAGUAUUCCGGCUCGGGUUCUGCUUCUGGCUCCGGCAAGUGCCAUUGCUCCAAGAGAAGGAAAAAUCGGGUGAAGAAAACCAUUCGGGUCCCAGCGAUUAGUUCAAAAAUCGCCGAUAUUCCACCGGACGAGUACUCGUGGAGGAAGUACGGUCAAAAGCCGAUCAAGGGCUCACCCUACCCAAGGGGAUAUUACAAGUGCAGUACGGUUAGGGGGUGCCCAGCAAGGAAACACGUGGAGCGUGCCCCGGAUGAUCCGGCGAUGCUGAUCGUAACAUACGAAGGGGAACACCGUCAUGCGCCGGAGAACGUGGGGUUGGUGUUCGAGUCAACGUGA